Molecule: messenger RNA, 1617 nt
Organism: Aureobasidium melanogenum CBS 110374
Lineage: Eukaryota; Fungi; Ascomycota; Dothideomycetes; Dothideales; Saccotheciaceae
Exons: 3
Coding region: 1-1617 (538 amino acids)
Biological process (GO): ribosomal large subunit biogenesis
Cellular component (GO): preribosome, large subunit precursor
Molecular function (GO): nucleic acid binding; zinc ion binding
Source: RefSeq, a predicted model, not a curated record
AUGGCUUCGGGUCCUACCCACCCCUUCACCUGCAACACCUGCCAGGUCGCCUUCCGCUCUAGCGACCUGCAGCGCACUCACAUGCAAAGCGACUGGCACCGCUACAACCUCAAGAGACGAGUCGCCUCGCUUCCCCCACUCACCUCUGAAGUCUUCGCUGAAAAAGUCCUCGCCAACAAGGCUUCGGCCGCUGCCACCGCCGCUCGCGCCUCCUUCGAAAAGGUCUGCUCUGCUUGUCAGAAGACCUACUUCAGCGAGAAUGCCUAUGCAAACCAUCUUGGAAGUCAGAAACACAGACAGCAAGUCGCUCGCAUGCACAUGAGAGAUGCCGACGACGCCAGCUCUGUCAUGAGCUCUACCUUCUCCUUGGGCGAACCUCUCGAGACUGCUUCCAAUGUCGAGACCGCUUCAGUCGCUUCUGUCGCCACGGAGCGCGAUACCGACCUUGCCCACAUCACCAAUGGUGUUCAACAAGCCAACAUCACCGACGAUGACAGCUCAUCCAGAGCCCCUUCGGCUGCUGCUGAUACCGAUGACAUGGUUGAAGUCCUGCUCAACCAAUGCCUCUUCUGCAACACUAUUUGCGAAGACCUUGAUGAGAAUGUUAAGCACAUGGCCAAGCAACACGGCAUGUUCAUUCCCGAAAGAGAGUUCCUGGUUGACGUGGAGGGCCUCCUGAGCUAUCUCCACGAGAAGAUCCAUGAUGACCAUCAGUGCUUGUACUGUGGUCAGCUCAAGCACACUGCCUCUGGUAUCCAGACACACAUGCGCGACAGAGGCCACUGCAUGAUCCCAUACAGCACUGAAGAUGAAAUGCUCGAGAUUGGAGAGUUCUACGACUUCAGAAGCACUUACUCAGACGACGAAGAUGAUGAGAGCACGGACGGUGCAGAUGACCAGCAGGAAGGAGGCGACGACGAAGGAUGGGAGAGUGAUGGUUCUUUGUCAUCGGUGCCGACCGACGAGAUUACUUCUGUGCCUAUUGACGACCACUCGCACCGCUACAAGACCCUUGACCGCCACAGACACCAUUCCCACAAGGAUCCUCGCCCUCACAGAAACACAGACGGAUACCACUCUCACGCUCACUCCACCCCUCACGCUGUCUACCACGACGAAUACGAAUUGCACUUGCCUACUGGACGCACUGCUGGUCAUCGUUCGCUUGCCAAGUACUAUCGCCAAAACCUUCGCAACUACCCUACUCCCGAGGAGAGAGCGGAACAAAGACUUAUCGAAGGCCGUCACGACUCCGACGAGGAAAAGGAGACCAGAAGAUCAAGACACGAUCGCGGCCGUCAAAUCGUCACCCGUGCAGAGGGCGGUCUUGGCAUGGUUGGCGUCAGUGAGGUCAAGAAGAAGGAGGUGCGCGCUGCUGAGAAGAGAGAGAAGAAGCGUGAACAAAGAGCUCAAGCCAACUACCAAUGGGGCAACGAUAAGAGAGGAAACAACCAAAAGCAUUUCCGCGUAAGUUCUCUUGAUCAUGAAACUGCAGACAUCUUGCUAAUCAUUCUCAGGACCAUCUCUUGCAAUAGAUGUGUGCGUUUCACGCUGCAGUAUCUGGCUGCAGGAAUAUUGUACUUUUUGGACAGCAUUUGGCUCAAGUAUAUCUCAUGA